UCCGUGUUUGGAGCCAUGUGCAACUUGACGUAAAGUCUGAGGUCUGGAUGAGCAGGAAUGUCGAUCCUACCGCAGAUAUCCGGACAAAACUUUUGAGAGGAAGGUCAAAGUUUUUUUUUUUUAGCUGAGACUGCGCUGCUUCUGCGUCCGAAACGGGAAAGAAAGACACGGCAGGCUCAAUGAAGAAUGCCAGGCUGCACAGCUUCUUUGCUCUCAGCAUUAACAGCGACUCUCUACUGUGCUGUAGUCGGUGAGACUAAAUUCACUAUGAGUGCAGAACAGGAGGUCUAUCAUGCAGAAGAAAACAGUAACAUCACAAUGACAUGGCUGUUCCCUUUCGACACCAACAGGCCUAUUGACUUCCUACAAAUAGAGCUAAUAAAUGUGGAAAAGAAGACACGGGUUUACUUCUAUAACAGUAAGACUGGCACUUACAUGUAUCCAGAUGAGAACUACAGAGGACGACUGCAGUGUGAUCCACAGCUCGCCAGGAAAGGACGAGUUGAAUGUCUCUUAACUGAUCUCAGGCUCAACGACACGGGGACAUAUCACUGGAUCGUUGUCCAUAACGAAGAAGUUAGUUCCAAAACCUGUGACCUCAAUGUUACAGCUGCUGCUGAAAAAUUGAAGACAGAAACACUGAAACCAGAGAGCCAUCAGAGGAUCGGUCUUUAUUUAGCUCUGGCUUUGUUUGUAGUGGUAAUUUUUGCACUUUCCCUGAAUUACUUGAUUUUAACGUAUUGUAAAUAAUCAAUAUAAUUUGUAUUUAUGUGAAGUAGCAGCCCAUUACAGAUCACUCCUGAGGUCACCUCUGACUGUAAUGAGGCUGCUGACUGUUUUUAAAAUAUUGUCACAAUUCCUCAGAGCUGUACCACAGAGCAGUGCACACUUACAUCAUCCUCCACUCUCCCAUAUUUAACACAAAUUUAUGCACUUUUAUUCCCAAGGUUUUUUGUUUUUUAAUGACUUCAGUCCACCCUGACCAGUUACAUCCCAUGUUGUCAGGUUUAGACUGAAGACACAUGGAAACGAGAAAAGUAACGACCAAUGAAUUGGUCAUUUCUUAUUUAGUAAUCAACAAAUAUUCAUUUCGUAGUAUUUUGUACUGAAGAAGUUAAUAAUAUGCUGCUAAUUAACUCUGGUGCUAAUGGAGUUCCUUCAGUUUACAUAGAAGUGUUUUUGUAUCAGCUUCUGUUUCCAAAGAAUCUUCUUCUAUGGAGCAGUUUAAACUCAACAUGAUCAAAAUAGUUUGUUGUUUGUCAUUAAUGCAAACUAGUGUUAUGAAGUUCACCAAUCAGUGUUUAUCCAUCGCUGACCUUAAGAAGAAUGCACUUUGCUCACAGCUGAUGACAAAGACUUGAUUGGAAUCAGUAAUUUGCUGAAUGUUUUUUUCUUCUUUUUUCCCUCCUUCUACCUCAUAUUAUUCAGUUUACAUUAGUUUAAAACAGCCGUUCAUUACAGAUUACCUCUCAGUUCAGCUCUUUCUGUAAUGAGGCUGAUGUUAAUGUUAACUGGGAUUUCCUGGCCAGCAGUCAAAGCUCCACCAGACACUGUGAAAUGAAGGUUUUUUUAAGUUGUUUUUGUGACCAGAGAGGUCCAAUGAAGUGAGACUGAGUUAGUAGAAUAUGUUUUAUCAAAGGGAGCUAAGAUAAACACAAAAUCAUUUUCCCUACAGGAAGUACAGCUUCUUCUUUUUGUGGGUUAUUACCCAGGAUACUGAAUCAGUAAAAUAAUUUGUUCUUAAAUGUUUUAAAUGUUUUUAGUCUCCUUAUUAAAUAUGAGACAGUGUCAUAUUUGAACACACACUGAAAUUUAAGUGUGUGUUCAAGGUUUCAGAGCUCUAAUGUGCAGGUGUUUUUCAUCUUACAAAUAAACAGCAGGACUGAAUAAAUCUAUAUAUUAUUCAAGAAUUCACAAGAUUAACCAAUGAGAUGCUCUCUCACCUUAUAUGUUGCCGUUAAUAACUUAAAAUAAAAAUUUUCAUCUCUGA
This is a messenger RNA of Oreochromis niloticus (Nile tilapia), 1990 nucleotides long. RefSeq names its product programmed cell death 1 ligand 1. The transcript is spliced from 4 exons. The record is from RefSeq and is a predicted model, not a curated record. NCBI's taxonomy places the organism in Eukaryota, Metazoa, Chordata, Actinopteri, Cichliformes, Cichlidae. Bases 187 to 750 code for a protein of 187 amino acids.